Molecule: messenger RNA, 1405 nt
Organism: Lactuca virosa
Lineage: Eukaryota; Viridiplantae; Streptophyta; Magnoliopsida; Asterales; Asteraceae
Source: the annotation of a GenBank genome assembly
GGGAUUUUGACCAUUUCAGACUUGGAAAGAAAAUCUAGUUGAUAGUGAUUUACGACAAUGAUUCUCAGGAGCAGUGUCGCUCAGCUUCUUCAUCAUCAUCAUCAUCACUUUAAUCAACCAUCUCGCGUUCUUCCGCGAAAAUCUUCUUCAGACAACAGUCGCAUCAAGUUCCCAAUCUCUCCACACACCCUAUCUUUAUCUUACUCUGAUGUUCAAUUGAAACGUUGGGAUUCCAGAUUAGUGGUUCAUAGGCGUGUAUCUGGUGAGUUUUCUGAUGGGAUUGAUCAGGAUGAACAUGAACCUCCAAAUUAUGCACAAAUUUCACCUCAGAAACUUGAACACAAGACAUCUUUUGUGGAAAUUCCAAAGACAACCAACUCUUUAUUGCCUCAAGUAGUUCUUGCUAGUACAAUAUUGGUUCUUGUCUUUCCACCAUCUUACACAUGGUUCACUAGCAGGUAUUAUGCCCCGGCUUUAUGUUUCUUGAUGUUUACAGUCGGAAUUUAUUCAAAUGAAAAAGAUUUUGUUGAAGCUUUCAAUAAACCACAAGCUUUUUUUGCACGUUAUCUUGCCCAAUUUGUUCAAAAACCAUUUAUUGGUUAUCUUUUUGGAACAUUGGUCAUGACAAUCUGUGGCUUUCCAACUUCCUUAGGUGCUGGGAUUAUGCUAACUACUUGCGUUAGUGGGGCCCAACUCUCGAACUAUGCCACUUUUCUAAUGGACCCCACAAUGGCUCCCCUAAGUAUUGUUGCCACCUCAUUAUCUACUGCUAUUUCUAUUUCUGUGACCCCACUUUUAUCACUUUUGCUGAUUGGAGAGAAAUCGCCUGUUGAUCUCAAACAAAUGGUUUCCAAUAUUUUGCGGAUUGUAAUUUCACCUUUUGCUGUUGGAUUGCUUCUUAACCGGUUUUUGCCAAGAAUGUGUAGCAACAUUCGACCAUUUUUACCCCCUUUAUCAAUUCUAGUGACUUCAGUAUGUAUGGUGGCUCCUAUUGCUGCUAACAUAAACUCUGUUUCAUCGUCUUUUUUGAUAAAAGUUUUUGUGCUUGUUACUGGGCUUCAUAUCUCAGCAUUUGUCCUCUCAAAUGCAUUUUUACUCGCAUUGUUUUCCACAAUUCACUUGAUGUCAAACUACUUCAGAGACAACUUUCUUACAAAACAGGUUGGUAGAGAUGAAGGGAGGAAUAAAUCUUGAUGCAACACCUUUCGUUGAAAAUUGUGGUGGUGGAGAAGAAGGGGGUGGGGCCCUUGUAAUUUAAUACUAAUAUAAACUGUAGUUUAUUGGACAACAAUAACAAUAGCCAUUCAUUUUAAACCAAUAAGAAAAUCAGAAAAUAGUCGGAUCACUUUUAGGAAAAUUAAGCGAACUCACGAUCAUUUGUCAAGGACAUAUCAUGUGGGCAUGU